AUGGAUGUCGAACGAGUCGCUCUCGAUACGGCAAGCUUUGCUUUGCACUUAAUGCACAUGAUCGUUUGCAUCCUCGCAUUUCUAAUCAAUCUGCUUCUCUUUUAUUUGCUCACAAAAUACACUGUAUUUCAUCAUCAUAUGAAGAUGAUCAUGAUCAAUUUGACGCUAGCAGUCCUUGCUUCAGUUUUUUAUUUGCUUAUCAGAUCGUCGUUGGGAGUUUAUCAGAUUUAUCACAAGAAUCCGAUGGCGCCGACGAAUGAACCUCGCGAAGACGUCGAUUGUGCGUUUUCUGAAACAGUGCCUCGAUCGAUUUGCCUUCUUUUCUUCGCAUUUCCGAUGUGUCUCGUGAUCGAGAGAUCAAUUGCAUCUCGUCGAUUCUGGGAUUAUGAAAAUGAAAAUCUUUCCGGUGGCGUCGGUGCCGUUUGUUUUGUCUUGUGGAUCCCAACCUCUAUCGACAUUCUGGGUUUUUUGAUGCAAUUCUCCCUUCCGGAUUCCCUCGAAACUUGUCAAUAUUCAAUGCUCAAAAAAACGUUCCUUCAAAGGAAUAUAAUGUUCAUAAUUGUCGCAUUUUUCUGCCUCAUUUUCACCAUCAUGUUCAGACUUCUUGAAAAGGAAAAUCGAAACAGCGAAGCAGAUUAUGUUGCCAAUCACUACACAACGCUAUCAGUCCGAUUCCAAAUAAGGGAAAACGUGAAGACGUGUCGAUUCGCAGUGUCUCUCAACUUGCUACUCUUCGUUGCAUUCCUUGUCUUCUUCUUGUUCGACCAAAACCUCAGCGACAGUGAUUUGAAUGAGCAUUCGGCAGCGAAACGGGAAUACUUAUUCUUCGUUUUUCCGGUGUUCGCAACAAUCUAUGCAAUUCUUUUCAUUGCAUCCCAUCCUCAACUCAUCAAUAAAACCAAACGAACGUUCCAAAAUCUGACCUCCUCGUUCACUCAAUACCAUGAACAGGAGAAAAUGUUAUCGUAA
Messenger RNA from Caenorhabditis bovis, 969 nucleotides. Lineage: Eukaryota; Metazoa; Nematoda; Chromadorea; Rhabditida; Rhabditidae. The record is from the annotation of a GenBank genome assembly.